UCCUUUAAUUAAAAAGUACGUAGUUGUAACUACCGAGAGGUGUAACUAGAAAUAAUCGGGUGUAUUUAGCAGAAGUCAUAAUCUAAUCAUCUUUCUUCCUCCAUUCAUUUCUCCGCCGUGCCCGUGACGCCGCCGAAUGGUGUGACCUGCUUUUACUCCCACCUCAAAUUCAACUUUGCUGACCAAAAUGGAAAUUACAGAACAGCCCUCUCUUUCCAAACCCAACAACACUCACACUCCACACUCCACCAAUGCCGAUUCACAACACCAAAACCCUGAAGAAGAAAACGACGAUAUCGACGAUGAAGAAGAAGAAGAAGAAGAAUAUGACGACAACGACGAAGACGAAGAGCAAAAUCAGAAUAUUCCCCAAUCCACAGAAUCCAAAUUGCGCGAACAGCGUUUCAAGGUUGAAGCCUUUUCCCGUCGAUUAUCAUCGGAACUAGUUCCAAUUCGAGUCCACGAUAUUUUGAUUAACGGAAACACGAAGACUAAAGAUUGGAUUAUUGAAGCCGAACUCGAAGGGAUCGAGAAUGCGACUACAGUGCAGGAACUCAUGCAAGCUUCGCAAAUCGCUAUUGCGAGGCUUCAAGGGCUUGAAAUCUUUGAUUCGUGUAAGGUUAAGCUUGAAGCUGGACCAGCGGAAUUGCCGAAUACUGCUAAUGUUAUUGUUGAUGUUGUUGAGAGUGAUGGAAAGCUUUCUGGUGAAGGCGGUGUUUAUAUGAAACCCUCGACUAGUACAUGGACUGCUGAAGGAACUGUUAAAUAUAAGAAUAUUUUUGGUUAUGGUGAUCUAUGGGAUGCUUCUUUGGCCUAUGGUGGGAACCAAGCGACUGAGAUGAGCUUUGGGGUGUAUGCGCCUCACCUGAAAGGAUUUUUAACUCCUAUUGUGGCACGAAUGUUCAUGCUUUCUCAAGACUGGCAGGAGUUUUCUUCUUACAAAGAGCAGUUGUUAGGCACAUCUCUUGGCUUGAUAUCGACAAAGCACCAUGACUUGGUAUACACUCUUGGUUGGCGUACCUUAACAGAUCCAUCACAAAUGUCAUCUGAGUCUAUAAGGAGGCAGCUUGGCCAUGGGUUACUGUCGUCUUUGAAAUAUACAUAUAAAUUUGAUAGGAGAGACUCGCCCAUUAGACCUACAAAAGGAUAUGCUUUUGUUUCUACCACUCACUUUGGUGGUCUUACACCGGAUCCCCGGAGCUUGCGGUUUCUGCGCCAGGAGCUUGAUGUUCGCUUUGCCAUCCCUUUUGGAUUUUAUAAUACAGCACUGAACCUUGGCAUAUCUGCUGGGGCCGUUUUUCCAUGGGGGCAAGGGUUCAGGAGCAAGCCAUCUCCACUCCCCGAAAGGUUUUAUUUGGGUGGUGAUUUCUCUCCAGUUUGCACCUUAGGAGGACCAAGAACAUUAUGGGGAUUUAAAACUAGGGGAGUAGGUCCUACUGAACCGCGAAGGCAAAGAAGAGAUGAAGCAGAUGAUGACGAUGGUGGUUCCUCUACCCGUGACUUCAUUGGAGGAGAUCUUGCUGUUACUGCUUUUGCAGACCUCUCUUUUGAUCUUCCUAUUAGGUGGUUGAGAGAACAGGGAAUACAUGCACACAUUUUUGCUGGUUCCGGGAAUACAGCUAAAUUAACUCAGGACGAGUACAAACAUUUUACUCCUCGGAAGUUCUUAGACUCCUUCCGGUUGUCCGUCGGAUGUGGAAUUGUUAUUCCUACUAGUCUCUUCCGCCUAGAGGGUAACUACUUGCACGUGCUUAGGAAGGAUGAGCAUGAUCGCGGGAAGGCUGGGUUUAGGUUCAGCUUCUCAGCUCCUUCGUAGCAGCUGAGAUCUCAUUCUUUAUUGUUUUAUGGUAAUGUAGUUCUUCAAGCAUUAAAUAUUUUUUGUUUGUCACAUCAGGGAUAGUACUGUUUUUUCAUUUUCUUCUUGUUUUAAUUUAAUUUAAAUUCAAACUAAAUCAAGAGAGGCAUUGUUUUUUGAUGCAUCAGAAAAGGUUUUUAGGGAUCUGGUUUUGAAGUGAUACAACUCCUUUGGGAAUCAUAAUGUAUCGGCCGAUGCUCAUUGCACGGCAAUGGUGUAUGAAAUUAGAAAAUAAUGCAUUGAUGUACUGCAUUCUGCAACUUUAAAAGACCCUGAUUGCUUCAGAGGAUAAAGAAAACUUUUUUGCGUUAAGAAUUUCA
This is a messenger RNA of Cicer arietinum (chickpea), 2175 nucleotides long. RefSeq lists its product as uncharacterized. The record is from RefSeq and is a predicted model, not a curated record. Gene Ontology annotation, cellular component: outer membrane. Lineage: Eukaryota; Viridiplantae; Streptophyta; Magnoliopsida; Fabales; Fabaceae.